AUAACUGCAUGCUUUCCAUAAAGUUAUUCAACCAAAAAAUAACAAGAAAAGAUCACAAGUGCAUAAUGUUUAGCUGAAUAAGAAUUUUGACGUUUUUAAACUUAUAACUAAUAACGUUUCCGGUGACUGACUUUGACUUCGAUAAGUGUAUUUUAUCUUUUUACACAUUACAUUAAUUAUUUAUCACUUAAUAAUAAUGACCGAAAAGAACUCAGGCGAAAAUUUCUUAAAUUUUAGAUUAAGUUACAGUUGUGUGAAAAGUUUCUUCGGUUAUUUUAGUACGAAUCAGCAUCAAGUUUGACAGAACCAAGCGAUGAUGAGGUUGCUCUUGGUCUUAGUUGCGGUGCAUCUAAAACUAUACUUCUGUCAAGCAGAAAAAAGAAUACGCCUGGAAGGUGGGGUAGGUGGACAACCACGAAGCGAAGGUCGAGUUGAGGUCUUCUAUAAUGGCUCCUGGGGAACAGUCUGUGAUGACAAUUGGAAUCUUAAAGACGCAAAUGUGGUCUGUCGUUCACUGGGUCUACCAAAUGCAACAAGUGCUCCUUAUUCAGCGUCUUUCGGUCCAGGAACUGGACCAAUAUGGAUGGACGAUGUACUGUGUAGUGGAAGCGAAUCAUCUUUAUUGGAGUGCCCGCAUAAAGGGUUUGGGUCACAUGACUGUGGACAUGCAGAAGAUGCUGGUGUUUCAUGCGGUUACCCGCCAUUGGUCAAGUUCACCAUAACCAACCUUACUGGAGAGAUCACAAGUCCCGGAUAUCCCAAUGCCAUGGAGCGAGCAAACUACGAGUGGUUUUUCAAGCCUUCUGUAAGACGGCCUGUGGCUGCUUUGUUCUUUGAAGAGUUCGACUUAACAAGAUUGAAUCGAGGGUCGAGUGAACUCAGCGUCAAGAAUUCAAAAAACGUCACAGUCAUUCACAUCAAGAACGAGAAAAGAAAGCCAAGAUCAGGAUGGAUAUUGAAAGAUCCCUGGAUGGUGCGUUUUUACUCGUUAUUCACCUUGAGGCGCAAGGAUGGACGUGAUGGUAGGGGGUUUCGUUUACGGUAUUUUGUCUUCAGUGACCUUGGUGAUAAAGAUUCAUGCCUUUCUAAUUGGGAUGUGCAAAUCGUGGCCGGGGUAGGAGCCCUCAAUAUAUCCUGGAGUCCUUUAACAAAAUCCCCAAAUAUCAAUUAUUUAGUCAUGUAUAAUGCUACGGGAAAAGACGUUCAAAACUUCACUAUGGUAACCAAUGGCACAUCAGUGAAAAUCACUCAUCUGCAAACAGAGACAUUAUAUUCAAUACAAUUGAUUGGUUUUAAUCCAACAAGCGUUAGUUCAGUAAUGUAUAGCUGUGCAAAGCUGAAAAAGACAAAAGCAGCCUCUUGGCGUCUCGUUGGAGGAAAGCAGCACAAUGAAGGCGUAAUUCUGAUGGAUUACGAUGACAAAUGGGGUACAAUAUGUGCAUCCAGCUGGGAUAUCAACGAUGCAAAAGUUGCCUGCCGAACCCUGAGGUUGCCCCCUGCACAAUAUGAAAUAACCCAAACAGGACAGUUCGAUGUUAGUAAUAAAAAAUCCUGGGUUAGCAAUCUACAGUGUCUGGGAAAUGAGAGCUCUCUGAUCGACUGUCCUCAUGGAGGCUGGGGGAAUCUAGAAGGAUGGUGCCGGUUUAAAUUCAUCGCUGGCGUCGUAUGUGGAUCACCAAACGUGACCAAGUUAGAUAUCAAAUCAGUGUUUGGAGUAAUUACGAAUCCAGGAUACCCAAUAUACAUGGAACAAGCCCACUAUGAGUGGACAUUCAAACCUACUAUACCACGAGCACGUGUAGUGAUGUAUUUUGAAAACAUCGAUUUGGGCCGCCAUGAUAAAGGCGUCAGCAAUCUCACACUUACCGAUCCUGAUGGAACACAGGUUUUGUUCAUCAAAAACCAGAAGAGACCAAGAAUCAGCUAUCGUUUCAACAAAACUCCUUUGAAAGUCGUUUUUUAUUCGUCAUUUACUAGUGGUAGAUUUACAAAAGGCUUUCGCAUGUUUUAUCUGGUAUUGGAUGACGCACAAGCCUCUUUGAGAGAAAAUUGGAGCUCCUCAGCGAGAAGUACCAGUCCAUUCUCCAUCCAAGUCCACUGGUCAGCAUUUAACAUCACCAAUAUGAAUCUUGUUGCAUAUCUAAUAACACAUGAAGCCAAGACAAAGCCGGGUAAAAUCUUCUACUCCAUCGCUGACAAAAAUUCUACCGUUAUAGUCAUCAAAGAUUUGGUGGGAUAUGCUCACUACAAAGUUAAGGUUUCUGCUUAUGUGAGAGAGAUUGAAACCGGGGUUUUGCGAUUGUACGCGAGUAAGCCUAUCGAUAUACAGACCUUAGAAGGAGUUCCAGUUCGAGCUCCACCAAACAUAACAAUAAAAUUCAUCAACUUCCGCUACGUUCAAAUCACGUGGAAUCCAAUCCCUCAAGAAUAUACGCACGGAAAUCUACUAGGGUACAACGUGUACUACCAGGACUAUUCACGCACCCACACAAAGACCAUCAUAACAACGACAACCAAUCAUCGCUACCUUGUGCUGGCCAAUCUUAUCCCUGCGAUGAAAUAUCACCUACAAAUCGCUGGUUUUACAGGCAAAGGUCAAGGUCAAAUGAAAAUCCUGUCAUUCAAAACAAAGUGCGGUAGCGUCAUUGAGGAUCGACUAGCAGGAACCAUAACAGUGCCAAGCAUUUCAUCUCGAUCCUGGAACUUCGAAUGCGAAUGGACCUUGAAACCACGGCACAGAGGGGCUUUGAUAGUGGUGAUGGUUAAUGUCACAACCUUACCGCCUUGGUACUACCCAUGUAGUCGUCUGUAUAUUGGUCUUAUCAAUGGUAACAAUCGUACUGUCGACAAAUUUUGUCUUCGGAGACAAUUGGUCAGCCUUGUCUCAUACGAAUCGGCUAAAGUACGUUUCCAUUCGUCGGGUAAUUCCUGGCCAUUCAAACGAGAGACGGCACUGCAUGCUUCAUACUUAAUUUUUAAAAAUGGCUUUGAUGAAGUGCAAUUGUAUCGAGAUUGGAACAUCACUGUCACAAAUCACAAUUCUUCGACCAUCAAUGUUCAGUGGGACGGGCUUUCAAAGAUUGGAUCAGAAUCUACCAGGUUCAUAGCUGUUUCCAUUUCUAAAGCCGAUGGUGCAGACAUUUCUGCAGGUUCUACGAACAGCAGCGAAACAAAGGUGCAAGUUGGGAAUCUUCAAGCAUAUACUGACUACAAAGUACAAGUGCUCGCUUUUCUUGGUGACUUGGAGAAUAUUGACCGGAAAAAGGACAUUUUAAAAAGUCAAAUGGUUAUGAUUCGAACUCUUAAGAAAGAUUGGAACCCACGAUUUCCAUCACAGCAUGACAAGAAGAACGCAGUCAGGAUGAGGGUGAAAGGACUUGACGUCUUACAGUGGAAUCAGUUGUAUGAUUUUACGUUUAAGAAAACAUUGGCUCAAGAGGUGACCAAAUUCUGCUCAACAAAUAAAAGAUGUCCUUCGCCCAGGAAAAGAUCAAAACGUUCAAUCAACGAUGACAUGAUCUUCACGAGUGAGCUAGUUCAUUUUCUGCCUGGCUACCCAAUGCAGACGGUUUACUCAAAAAACCCUGAAAACAUGAUUGCCGCUUUAGCAUUCUACCUUAAAUUCCCUCCAGAAUCUGGAAUGAAUUCCACGGAAGUUCUAUCACGGGGUGUUCUCUUAGAUGCAGUCACGACGUCUAUUGGUCCCAUCAGUAAAGCCAUAAAUAAGACAAUUUUGUUGGUUUCUACACACAGACCAGUAACUCCCCCACGAGCUCAGAGAUCAAAGAGUAAUAAAAAGGCUAUCAUUGGUGGAUCUGUAACUGCUGCUAUCAUUUUGAUCGUUAUCGUUGCUGCUGUGCUUGUUAUAAUUAGGGGACGCUUUGUUAAGAAACAAGACGACGAGGAACCCGUGAUCGAAAUGCAGAAUUCUGAGGCUGAACCCGAAGAAGAAGAAAAACAAGAAGAAAGACCACCAACGAGAAGCCAAAAGAACCAAGAGGGAAGAACACAACAAGAAGAUCAACAGGAACGACCCAAAGAUUCCCCAGACAAUCCUGGUGAACAGGGAGGUGUUCAGGUGGAAAAUCGAUGCAUGGAGAUUGAGAUAUAGAAUGCGGUUGUGUCGUGCCCUCUAUUGUUCCCUUAGAAAAUUAUUCUUCCAUUAUUCAUGCUUUUAGGAGCUGCUUUUAAAAGAAAUGAAUAAUUUUCCUCGCCUCCACUUUACUUUUUAUAAUCUUCCCUCUUCCUUCCCUUUUCUUCUCUCUUUCUCUUUCUCUUUCUCUUUC
Molecule: messenger RNA, 4286 nt
Organism: Actinia tenebrosa (Australian red waratah sea anemone)
Lineage: Eukaryota; Metazoa; Cnidaria; Anthozoa; Actiniaria; Actiniidae
Cellular component (GO): membrane
Molecular function (GO): protein binding
Source: RefSeq, a predicted model, not a curated record